CCGCGUUCAGCGUUUUAAUAUUUAAUUGUCGUCGAUCGCGAGCGGUUGUCAUUGCUCCACUGGAAUAGCAGUGGAAUUGCCAUUUGGACUGCCACGGCUGUACCGUUACCGUUAAUCGUGAAGUGAGCCGGGAAUUCGCCACGAGAACCGAGCCACACCAUACCCGCUUUUUGUUCAGUGCUCUCAAGUUUUUUGUUCAGUGUGCAGUGUGCCCACCCCCAGUGGCCAUGAUUCCCUGGAUUUGCCUGAGUGCGGCCAUCGCGCUGAUCCUGUGCCCGCCGCACAGCUCCGCGCGCAGCUACAGCAACGGCCUGAUCUUCUACGAGCUGCGCACCCAUCGAGCCUACCUCCCGCCCACGGUCAGUGUGUCCAGGGGCCGCAACCUGGCCAGCGUCAAGUACUCCGAGAAGGGCUCCAUCUGGUCCACCUUUGGCCAGCCCUGCGAGUGCAGCGGCCCCACCUGCGGAUGCUGCGCCGGUCUCAAGGUCGAUCAGUACCGAUUCGAUCAGAAAGUGUGCGCCAACGUGAGCUACGUGCCGCAUCUGGAGGAGGCCCAACUGGAGGUCUUCUUGAACGGCAGGCCAUCCUCGAAGUACGGGAUCUCGGUGCGCAAUCCGGCGCCCUUCUGCAUUCCCGUCAUGAUGGGUGUGCCCAUGGCCAUGUGCGUCCAAAUGACCGACGUGAAAGUGGUUGAAAACAACCUUAACAUGUGCAUGGACUUUGUGGUCCGGAUGGCCACCACCGAUCUCUUCGAGAUGCAUUUCCAGUGCAUGCGAAUGGGUCUGGAUGGCCUGCAGUAUGUGGACAAGAAUGGCAAGCCCGUGCUGCCGGUGGGAGAUGGUCAGAGCGACGACCCGGAGGAGUACGAGUACGCCGAGCUGGAGGAUCAGCCGGAAGAGUAUCCCUAUCAAGAGGAUGUCAAGGUGCACGAUCAAUCCCAGAGCAAUCAGCAGAAUGCAACACUGACCACCGCUCAGGUUAAGGAGGAUGAGCAGGAGGAGAAUCAAUCAAUGGGUUAUCCAGCUCUCAUAAAUAACCAAGCACAGAAGAUUGAGCCCCUUUUAAAUCUAGAUGAAUUGAGCCACCUACCCCAGAGAAAUCAAACACUAGGCGAGCCAGCUAAACAGGAUCACUUGGAGAAGGAGGAGAAUGAAGAAAACGAAGAACCAGGCUAUCAAACACUGGGUCAAAUUCAGGUUGAAGACCAAAACGAGGAAAAGCCUGCGGAAAAGGAACCAGAGAUACAGCAGCCUUCUGCUGAAGAUGAGCCAAUGGGCUAUCAGCCGCCGAUGGCAAUGGAUCCCCACAAGGUGCAAGAAGAGGAUCACCAAGGAGAGAAGGAGAAGACUCCUUCGGAGAGCGAAGGAGAUCAUCAGGAGGAGGAAGAACCCGAAGACGUGGAGCCCCUGCCAAUCGAAAGUGAAAUGCUAAUGGCCAGCGAUCAGGCAGAAGAAGCACCUCUCGCAGAAGAGGCCGAAGAAAGGCCAGCUGAAGACGCGAAAGAGACGGCAACAGAGGCGGCGGAGAAGGAGAAGGAGACGGAGAAAGAGAAAGAGACGGGGGCAGACUCGGAGCAAGAGACACCUGACAAUGACAAUGGUUAUGGCGAGAGUGGCCCGAGGCCAAGUCAGGUAAUUGAAACAAUUACCAAUUCAAUAAAAGCCACUGAAGCGCCCACAACAACAACAACAACAACGAGCACGAUAGCGACAACGAAAAUACCAACAACAACGACAAAAAUACCGACAACAGCUACGACAUUUAACAAGCCAAACAUUGUUAUUGAUGACACAAACAAUGCGGAGAAGACAGUGGAAGCAGAGGGUGAGAAGACGGUGGAAGAGCCAGAGGGAGAGGGAGAGGGGGAGACAUCUGAAGAGGGGGAGGCGGAAGACGACGAAGAAGACUCGACAACAGUGGCUGUUGAAAUGGAAAACGAUAGCGAUAAUGAGAUAAACGUGGACGAUGAUGAUGAUGAAGUGGAGAAAAAAAACCGGGUGAAGGAACCCCCAAGCCAGGUGAAGAAGGGGGAGGAGAAACAGGAAGAGGAAGCGGGAGCGGGAGUGGGGGCGGGAGAAAAGGAAGAUGAGGGCGUGCAGAAGGGGGAGAAAGAGCCGGAGAAAGAGGUGAAGGCAAGCCAUGAAGAAAAGGUCAGCCCAAACGACACAGCAGCUGUAUAUAAGCAAGAAGAAGAAGAUGAAGAAGAAGAAGAAGGGGGGGAGGCUGACAAUGAAGAAGGAGAGGAAGACGAAGUCGAUGAAGAAGAGCAGGAAGAAGAGGAAGACGAAGCGGAGGAAGCAGGCGAGGAAGACGCUGCAGAAGAAUCCGCCGAAGCAGCGAAGCCCGAAGAAAGCGCAGUGAAAACUGAUGAAAAUGGCAACGGCUAUGAAAAUGCCUAUGCCAAUGCCAAUGAAAAUGCGAAUGCCAAUGAAAAUGCAUAUGGAAAUGCAAAUGCGACGCCGGCAGCGAAGUCGUUGUCCCGACGCCGCCGCUUGCGCACCCGCCGCCUGCCACGCCCCCUGAGGAAACACCAUUAGGCCCCCUCCUUAACUUAAUUUAUUGUAAUUCGUAAUUCGUAAUUCGUAAUUCGUAAUUCAUAAUUGUUAAUGAAUUGUUAAUGCUAAACGUUGAAGCCUGUUAAUUAAUACGUAUUUAUUGUAUUUAUUAAAAGCAACUCAAAGCCAAACUCAAGCAAAAUAAACGUUAAUUGUAAU
This is a messenger RNA of Drosophila erecta, 2714 nucleotides long. Its product is annotated as ABC transporter F family member 4. The transcript is spliced from 2 exons. The coding region runs from base 228 to 2537 and encodes 769 amino acids. Lineage: Eukaryota; Metazoa; Arthropoda; Insecta; Diptera; Drosophilidae. The record is from RefSeq and is a predicted model, not a curated record.